Dicentrarchus labrax (European seabass) is the source of this 3157-nucleotide messenger RNA. It is a transcript of the gene avpr2b.1, whose product is annotated as arginine vasopressin receptor 2b, tandem duplicate, 1. The transcript has 2 exons. Gene Ontology annotation, biological process: G protein-coupled receptor signaling pathway; positive regulation of vasoconstriction; regulation of systemic arterial blood pressure by vasopressin. Lineage: Eukaryota; Metazoa; Chordata; Actinopteri; Moronidae. The coding region runs from base 332 to 1405 and encodes 357 amino acids. Gene Ontology annotation, cellular component: membrane. Gene Ontology annotation, molecular function: vasopressin receptor activity; peptide binding. The record is from RefSeq and is a predicted model, not a curated record.
UCAUUCAUCACACUUCCAUGCCUUUGGCACUGUGAGGAAUGGGUUCUGUGCUGGAGUGAGGUUGCUCCUCCCUCCUUCAGGGAUGAGGAGAUAUAAAGCCCUCUCCCUCUCCUUUACUAACACCUCAGUGGACACAUUCAACACUUCUUGCUUACCGGGAACUCGGCAAAUACAGCGCCCCAACGAUUUCUUUUAAGGAGUUAUUUUUUGAUGAAAUUGUUAAAGGACGAAUUCCAGGCUGCCUGCUUACAUUUAUCUGUAUUUGCCAUUUCAGCUAGAUUCACCUGGAAUGGUUAUAUAACGGUGUAUUGGCGUUAUUUGCGGUGAAAGCAUGGAUUGGUUCGGUGUAAACAUCAGUAACUCCACUUUGGAAAGCGCUCUGCCUGGGGAUGUGCAGAGAGAUGAGCGCUUGGCUCAGGUGGAAAUAGCUCUUCUGUCCAUCAUCUUCAUCAUUGCAGGAAUCCUAAACUCUGGGGUUUUGUUGGUGUUGUGGAAGCGGAGGAAGCAGCUCUCCAGGAUGCGCGUCUUUGUUUUCCACCUCUGCGUCGCCGAUCUGGUGGUCACAUUUUUCCAAGUUUGUCCGCAACUCAUGUGGGACAUCACUGACAGAUUCGUCGGUCCAGAUGUAUUGUGUCGCAUAGUGAAGUACCUGCAGGUGGUCGGGAUGUUUGCCUCCACUUAUAUGAUAGUAGUGAUGACAAUAGACCGAUAUCAAGCCAUCUGCAACCCCAUGGUAACUUUCCAGAAGCGCAGGGCGCGCUGGAACGGUCCGGUGUGCGCCGCCUGGUGCGUCUCUCUCAUCUUCGGCCUCCCGCAGAUCUUCAUCUUCUCCCGGGUUGAGGUCGCCCCCGGUGUAUACGACUGCUGGGCGCAGUUUAUCAAGCCGUGGGGACCGAGAGCGUAUGUGACCUGGACGACUCUGGUGAUAUUUGUCCUGCCCAUUCUCACGGUGGUCGUGUGCCAGGUGCGCAUCUGCCGCACCGUACACUUUAACUUUCACAUGAAGACGCAGCACGUCGGAGCGGUGGUCAGUAAGCCGCUGUCCUCCAGGGCCAGCAGCGUGGCAGGGGUGUCCAAGGCGAGGGUGAAGACUGUGAAGAUGACCAUGGUCAUCGUGCUCGCCUACAUCAUCUGCUGGACGCCUUUCUUCACCGUGCAGCUCUGGUCGGUCUGGGACGUCGAGGCGCCCACUGAGACUGCAACCUUCACCAUAUUGAUGCUGCUGGCCAGUCUGAACAGCUGUGCGAACCCCUGCAUCUACCUGAUGUUCAGCGGGAAUCUGCCCAAGAGACUGGUGGCCCUGAUGUGUGUGGAUCAGCCUGAUCUGAAGGGGUCCAUCCAGGAGGAGGCCACCAUGGUCAGCUCCCUGUACAUCAGCCUCAAGAGCCUGUCAGACUGCAGAUAAAAGUACUGACGCCUCAAACGCUUCUCUCACCUCAGGUCGGUGAAUGUGGUGCAAAACUGUAGCUCUCUCAUGAGGAAGACUUACUGGAAACCUCUAAUAAGUGUGAGGACAAACAUCAUAGCAGAACAGAGUUCCUGUAGUAGCAGUAUAUUGAGACCACAUUGUAGAAAUUAACAGCCAAUGAAAUGUUUUCAUGUGGAAACUCACUGCAGAGUACCAGACACAAGGAAAGGUUUAUGGGGAUAUUACAGUGGAACAUAAACUAUGAUACAGUUGCUAUAAAGUCAAGAUUAUAUAACACAUACUUUUUUUAAAUGUUCAAAGCUUGUUAUAGACUUUUUUUUCUAGAGAUCCACCACUUUGGUCCAGAGAGAAAUAUCUUGCUACUGGAUGAAAUACCAUGAAAUGUUGUACAGACAUUCAUCGUCCCCAGAGGAUGAAACCUACUGACUUUGAUGAGCCCCUGACUUUUCCUCUAGCGCUACCAUGAGCCGACCAUUUCCGCCAAUAAAUCCUCCUAAAUGUUCAAACUGGACCUUUUUAACUUUUCACCUAGCACCAUCAUCAGGUGAAAUUUUUAAUUUGUGGAAUACUUUGGUUUAUGACCAAAUACCUGCAAAACUAAUGACAUUCCCCUCAGCAUCACUUGUACUUUGUGUUUAGUGCUAACAUACAAAAAUGUUAACACACUGGCAUGAGCAUAUUUGCAUGCUGACAUUUGCAUUUAGCUCAAAGCAUGUGAGCCCCUUGCAUAGCUUUAGACUUUGUUUUUUCGUAAUCAAUAAAUAGUGCAAUGUACCAAAAGCUGGGUUAGCAUUCAUGUUAGAUGAUGUUUUGACCAUUAGGCUGCAGUAGGUAUGCAGCUGUUCCAUCAUAAUCUACUGGGCCCUCCGACAGGCGACACCACUCUCUAGCCCUGACCUAACGUGCCCUUCAAAUUGCCUUUAAAUCCUGCAAUCACCCAAGCAAGGAGCAGAUAAUCUCUCUUCGCCUCAGUUAAACUAAUGGUGGCAUAAAAUGUGACUCCUCACUGUUGACAAAAUGUAAUUUCUUUGGGAGCAGCAGCACAAUAUGCAUCAGGUUAUUUAGUCAGAAAGAUACAAAUUAUAAUGAGUAAGAAUCAUGAAAUGGACAAACCAUUUGCAUUUAAGAGGCAGGUUGUAUUUGAUUGCAUGUAAUCUUUUUUGACAAAAAGACUUAUGUAACAUUUAAGCUUGUGAAAUUAUGAGUAAUGAUUCUCUCAUUUUCAGUAAUCUAUGCGUGAUGUGAAAGUGUUUCACUCAAAUGUAAAUGUGUUUUAUCCUGAAAAUAUGUAAUUGUUUGUAUGUAUCAUGUCCUUUAAAUGUGAUUCAGCAGUCUACUUUACAUCUGUAUACUGUAUAAUAUCACUGGAUAAAUGCACAGAAAUACGACACUAUCUGCAGUGAUAUGUUUGUAAUUGUCAAAGAUACAGACAGUAUGCAUAAGAUUACAGACUGGAUCUUUGACAGAUUUUAUUUUCAUUUUGAUAUAAUAUACAGAUCUGAAUAGAGAUCCAAAAACUUGUAUACCAUUGGACCUUUCCUGGUACAGGUCCUUUUUUUUUGUCCAAUGUAUCUUUGAUAAUGACAUGUAAUAGAUAUUCCAGAUAUGCAGGAAGAUGCUUGCUGAUAAAUCUUACAACAUGUUUGCGUUUUCAAAGACUUUUUCUCUCGAGCCCUAUGGAAUGAUUGUCUCUGAGGUGCUGCCAAAUAAACUGCUGUGAUCUUGUGA